UUGAAAUAACCGCAUUGAUCAGCUGUUUCCGCUAUCGCUGAAGUCUCCAGUAGAGCUGUCAUUACAUCCCUCAGCAUCCUUUAAUCUUAUUUUCUUGCAGCGAUCACUGCAUUUAUAUAGAUUUAGUUUGAUUUCUGCAUAUAUAUCGUAUCGUAUAUUUGCAUAUGAAGGUAUUAUAUAUUAAUAGCACAGCACACAUUUAUUCAGCGUGACCACAGGUUGGACGAGUGUGACCCUCUCUUUUGCCCGUGUUGGUUCCCAUGGGCAGUGUGCUGGCCUUGUCAACCCGUCCGGGGCGUCAGAACUCACCCUUUCCCCAAGAAAGACCCCUGUCACGAUGGGACAGAAGAGAUGGACGGUUGCCUAACCCGGGAAGCUUUGAUGGCCUUCACCGCAGCUGCAAAGAUGUAUUUCCACAGCAGAUUGAAGGGGUCAAAUUGGUGAUUAACAAGACUCUUAGCAGUUUUUUCAAGGUCAGCCACACUUUUCACCUGAGUGCUGUUGCUCCAUCUGCUUAUCGCUUACAUGCUGAACACCUACAAUCAGACGCUGACAGCAAAGAAACAUACUCCCCUAUUCUUAUUGGUGAAAUGGACUCUUCUGGCAGCCUAAAUGCACACUCUUUAUUUCAUCUAAGUGAGAAGAUAAGAGCUAAAGCAGUUUUUCAGACUCAGCAGGCACAGUUUGUCACGUGGCAGUUUGAGACUGAAUACAGGGGCAGUGACUUCACGGCGGCAGUCACUAUGGCCAACCCUGAUGUUCUGAGAGAAUCAGUCAUCAUGGUUGCGCACUUUCUUCAGAGUGUAUCCCCACAGCUGGUACUGGGGGGAGAGCUGGUGUACCAUCGCGGUCGUGCAGAAGAAGGUGGCAUUCUUACCCUGGCUGGCCAAUACUCGGGGCCAAAUUGGGUGGCAACACUAAAUGCUGGUAAGGGAGGCGCGCAUGCUAGCUACUACCACAAGGCCAACAAACAGAUUCAGGUGGGAGUGGAGUUUGAGGCGAGCACUAGGACCCAGGAGACAACAUUCUCUUUUGGUUACCAAAUGGAACUUCCGGAAGCUAGAAUGGUUUUUAAAGGAAUGCUGGACAGCCGCUGUAUCAUCGGUGGGGUUCUCGAGAAGCGACUCUGUCCUCUUCCUGCAACGUUAAUCAUGGGAGCCUUCGUCAAUCACAGAGCAGACAAGCUGCAGGUCGGCCUUGGAGUCAAUGUAGGUUAGAUAUGAACCCUAACUCGAUAGCGGCACCACUCAAGAACAUUCAAAUUCACCUUCAUGCCUGCCUAAUCGGUCCACCACCAACUGCGGAGGCUGACCGCCGCCCUGUUUGGUUUCCUGGACAGUCGUGGUGUUCAUGGCGAGCAGGGAUGAAGUGUUUCGAUUGCAGACUGGUAACACAAAGACAUCCAUGAUUUCCUUGAUGUUACACUUCUGUCCCGUCUAAUAAAGCCGGAUGUUUCCAUGCUGU
Misgurnus anguillicaudatus (oriental weatherfish) is the source of this 1464-nucleotide messenger RNA. Its product is annotated as mitochondrial import receptor subunit TOM40B. Gene Ontology annotation, cellular component: mitochondrial outer membrane. The record is from RefSeq and is a predicted model, not a curated record. Gene Ontology annotation, biological process: protein import into mitochondrial matrix. NCBI's taxonomy places the organism in Eukaryota, Metazoa, Chordata, Actinopteri, Cypriniformes, Cobitidae. Gene Ontology annotation, molecular function: transmembrane protein transporter activity.